AUGGUAAAACGAAGUCUAUCAUCAAGUGUUAAUAUAAAUAGUACUCGAACAAUAGUUGCAUUAACGGCAAUAAUUGUGAUCGUUUUAAUCGGUUUAUGUGGAAUUUUGAUUGAAAAAUAUUGGAAAAAAUCUUUAUCAAAUCUAUUCAAAAUCGAAAGUAAUAAAAAGCAUUUCAAUCCAUGGUUUCAAAUCAAACGAUAUUUCCUAUAUUUAAUAUUAUUUAUAAUUAAUAUGAUAUGUAUUGCAAUUAUUUAUUUAUUUGGUGGCCAACAAGGAGUGAUUGUAGUAAUAAUCAUUCUUAAAAUCAAAGAUAUCUUAUGUGCAAUAAUCUUACCCUUUUAUAAUUUAUACAAAACUUAUUCAUUGUAUGACUAUAAUCGACCGAUAUUAAAUGGAAAUCAAAAGACAAUUGUAUCUAUAGUACCUGUUUAUAAAGAAAAACUCGAUGAAAUCUCAUAUACAAUCGAUUCGAUUAUUCAUAAUUCAUUUAAACUAUAUAGAUUAUUAAUUGUGAUUAUAUCUGAUGGAAAUUCGACAGAUGUUGAUUCUGUUUUAAACAAAACGGUCAAAUCUCAAACAAAUAUUGAAUACAAUUCGUGGAAAGAUGAAAAUAUUAGUUGUGAUAUUAUUUAUGGUUAUCGUCAUCAAGUUCCAGUUGUUAUUAUUAAAAAAGAGAUUAAUAUGGAAAAGAAAGAUAGUCUUAUCUUAUCAUUUGAUUUAUUCAAUAGUUUAAGAAAUGAUAUAUCAACAUCAACAGUUAAUUUUAGAAAAUUAAUAAGAAAAGAAAUCAAACAUUUGUAUCGUAUAUCAAAAUAUGAUUAUAUGUUUUUCACAGAUGCUGAUAGUUUUAUUCGAUCAGGUUCAUUAACACGUCUUAUUGACGAAAUGGAAUAUCGACACGUUGGUGCUGCAUGUGGAAUUGUUAUGGUCGAUUUCAAUAAUCAUUUUGGAGGAUUUUGGAAUCUUUAUCAAAAUUAUCAAUAUUUAUAUGGACAAAUUCUAAGAAGAAGCUUUGAAAAUAUCUUCCGAAGACUUACUUGUCUACCUGGUUGUAUUACAAUGAUUAAAGUUGACCAAAAAUUUUCGUAUGUUACGUCUGAUUAUGCAAAAAUGCCCCGUCAGAGUCAACUUAUUCAUACAACAGUUCAAAGACUUGGUACAGACCGUCGUUUAGCAUAUCUGAUUCAAUACCAUAAAAUAAAGACAUGCAUGGUUGAAUCAGCUGUUUGUUAUACGAAACCUCCGCAUAGUUUAUACAGAUUUUUAACACAACGUCGUCGAUGGGGAAGUAAUGCUUUUUUUAAUUCAUUACUUGGUGUUUGUUCAAGUCGAAUUCAUCCAAUAAUUCGUUUAUCUUUAUUUCUUGAUAUGGCCAGAAUGGCUUUAGUUUAUUUUCGAUUGUUUAAUAUUGCUUUAUUUAUUUAUCAAUUAACACAACAUGUUCAACUUAUUCAAUUAAUAAUUCAAGUAUUUAUUGUUUUAUAUCCGACGUUUUAUUUUUUUAUUUCAUCGUUUUUGAAAGCAAAACUUCGAAGAAUAUAUCCGAAACUUGUUCUUGGUUAUAUUUUGAAUAAAUUAUGUACUUCGCUUAUAUCUGUUGCUGUUAUUACAACUGUUUUUUAUAAUGUGGGAAAUUUAUCAUGGGGUGGACCGAAGAAAAACGUGAAAAAUACAUCCGAUCUACCCAUUUUUACUAUACAAAUUGUUUAA
Messenger RNA from Adineta ricciae, 1710 nucleotides. Lineage: Eukaryota; Metazoa; Rotifera; Eurotatoria; Adinetida; Adinetidae. The record is from the annotation of a GenBank genome assembly.